This is a messenger RNA of Calidris pugnax (ruff), 1320 nucleotides long. It is a transcript of the gene PRIM1, whose product is annotated as primase, DNA, polypeptide 1 (49kDa). The record is from RefSeq and is a predicted model, not a curated record. Gene Ontology annotation, biological process: DNA replication, synthesis of primer. Gene Ontology annotation, cellular component: alpha DNA polymerase:primase complex. NCBI's taxonomy places the organism in Eukaryota, Metazoa, Chordata, Aves, Charadriiformes, Scolopacidae.
AACUACUUCCAGCUUCGGGAAUUCUCCUUCACGCUGCGGGACGACAUCUACGUGCGGUUCCAGUCCUUCGGCAGCCCCCAGGAGCUGGAGCGGGAGCUGCAGAAAACCAACCCCUACAAAAUCGACAUCGGGGCCGUCUACUCCCACCGGCCCAACCAGCACAACACGGUGCACCUGGGGGCCUUCCAGCCUCAGGAGAAGGAGCUGGUCUUCGAUAUCGACAUGACGGACUACGACGAUGUCCGGACGUGCUCCAGCUCGGCUGAGAUCUGCUCCAAAUGCUGGACCCUGAUGACCAUCGCCGUCCGCGUCAUCGACCGCGCGCUCGUGGAGGACCUGGGCAUGAAGCAUCGGCUGUGGGUGUACUCGGGCCGGAGGGGCGUCCACUGCUGGGUGUGCGACGACGCGGUGCGGAAAUGGUCGCCGGCGCUGCGGGCGGCCGCCGUGGAGUACCUGACCCUGGUGAAGGGUGGAGCAGAGACCGUGAAGAAAGUGAACAUUUCUGAGCCCGUCCACCCCUUCAUCAGGCACUCGGUCAGCGUGGUGGAGAAGUACUUCGAGGCGUACGCCCUGGUGGGUCAGGACAUCCUGGGCACCCCGGAGAGCUGGGAGAAGGUGCUGGCCCCCAAGAAGCGGGACUCGGUGCAGCGCUGGGAGCUGCUGAAGGGCAGGAUGGAGAGGACGCGGCGGAAUGUGGGGAGUGGGAAGAGCCCGGUGUGCUACGCGGACUGGGAGAUCAUGCUGCAGUACUGCUUCCCCCGCCUCGACAUCAACGUCAGCAAAGGCGUCGGGCACUUGCUGAAGAGCCCUUUUAGCGUCCACCCCAAAACAGGUCGCAUUUCGGUGCCCCUGGAUCUGCAGAAGCUGGACCAGUUUGACCCGUUCGCUGUCCCCACCAUCAGCUCCCUGUGCCACGAGCUGGAUGUGGCCAGUGACGCCGGGGAGCAGGAGGACGGUGGGGAGACAGAGCCGAAGCGGCGAACACGGGAUUACAAGAGGACGAGCCUGGCGCCCUACGUGCGGGUCUUCGAGCAGUUCGUGGAGGAGAUGGAGCGCGCCCGGAGGGGAGAGCUGCUCCAGAGGAGCGACCUCCAGGGAGACUUCUGAGGAUUCGCUGCCGGGGGCCACAGUGGCAGGCCCGGUCCUCGUCCUCCGCCAUCGUCACCUCCGCCGCCGGCCGCGGGGGUCCCGGUGCCGUGGAGCAGGGACCCCGUCAGCCAGCAGCCAUCCCACCCCUGCUCCCUGCCCCUCUCCCACGGACCCUUCCCCCAUUUUGUACUUUUUCUACUCAAAGACCAUUAAAUUUCUCUGGUCACCCUG